This is a messenger RNA of Hypoxylon trugodes, 1508 nucleotides long. RefSeq names its product actin-related protein 2/3 complex, subunit 1. Lineage: Eukaryota; Fungi; Ascomycota; Sordariomycetes; Xylariales; Hypoxylaceae. Gene Ontology annotation, molecular function: actin filament binding. The record is from RefSeq and is a predicted model, not a curated record. Gene Ontology annotation, cellular component: actin cytoskeleton; Arp2/3 protein complex. Gene Ontology annotation, biological process: Arp2/3 complex-mediated actin nucleation. Bases 194 to 1285 code for a protein of 363 amino acids. The transcript has 3 exons.
CACUACAAUUGGGACCAGUCAACUCCCAGCCGCGUUACUUACAGACCUCCUUUCUUAUUCCUUAAUACCUUAACCCUUUUAGAAAUUCGAGACCAGCUCUGACGUGGUAGUAGAGAGCUAUACUCCUACCACUGACCCUUAAAAAAUAAUACCUAGGUAACAACGUCAGACAAAAAGAAAAGGCAUCCCCAACAUGGCUGCUCCUGAGGUUCAUCAUCUCUUCCAUCGUCCUAUUGCCGACCAUUCAUUCUCGGCCGAUCGCAAGACAUUGGCCGUAGCCAAAGACUCUACUAUCGAGUUAUACGGCAAAGUCGGUAGUGCUUUCAAGUUGAAGGAUGAAUUGAAAGGUCACGAUAAGACUAUUACCGGUAUUGACAUUGCUCCUGAAAGUGGCCGUAUUGUCACAUGCUCUCAAGAUCGUAAUGCUCUAGUUUGGGAACCUUCGCCUACUGGUUACAAGCCAACUUUGGUGCUUCUUAGAAUUGCCCGGGCAGCUACAUUUGUGCGUUGGUCUCCAUCUGAGACCAAGUUCGCCGUCGGAUCUGGUGAUCGGGUUAUUGCUAUCUGCUACUUUGAGGAAGAGAACGAUUGGUGGGUCUCCAAGCAUUUAAAGAAGCCUAUUCGGAGUACCAUCACCACUGUUAGUUGGCAUCCUAACUCAGUGCUACUCGCCGCUGGUUCUACCGACGCCCAUGCGAGAGUCUUCUCAAGCUUCAUCAAAGGUGUCGACGCUCGCCCGGAACCUAGCGUCUGGGGUGAACGUCUACCUUUCAACACCGUCUGUGGAGAGUUUCUCAAUAACUCUGCUGGAUGGGUAAACUCUGUCGCAUUCUCUCCCAGCGGUGAUGCCCUCGCUUUUGCUGCUCAUGAUAGUAGUAUUACUGUCGUCUACCCUACCGGUCCCGAACAACCCCCGAGAGCUGUUAUUAGCGUCAACACUCAACUCCUGCCCUUCAUGAGCUUAAUCUGGAAUGGUGAGAGUGAAAUCAUUGCGGCUGGAUAUGACUGCGAGGCAUUCAGGUUCAGAGGUGAUGCAUCUGGGUGGCAACUGAGCGGCACAUUAGAAUCCAAAGGGAAAUCUGGACCAGGUGAUGCUCGAGAAGAUUCUGCAUUGAAUAUGUUCCGGCAGAUGGAUUUGAAAGGAAAAGUCAAAGAUGACACUCAGCUAAAGACCGUUCACCAGAACACCAUCACAACAGUGCGUGCCUACGAAUCCAACGGUGGAUCUGUCAGCAAAUUUAGCACAAGUGGUGUUGAUGGUAGAAUUGUCAUCUGGCAUACAUAGGUUCAAAGACAAUAAACACAGAUGUUAACUUGAGGUGUUUCAAGACACGUUUAUCACCCUUUGUUCUCGUCGCAUAAUGUCUCUGUCUCUAUCGCGCUUACAUGAAAUUUCACUGCGUAAAUUAUGAGUUCCAUGAAUUUCUAGAAGUGCGCAGUUUAUCCAACCUAAAUACCGUAUUUAUACUGAAAAUUUCCCUUCAAAGACACAAUAUAUUAUAUCUUCC